CUAACAACUCCGGUGUCUUUAUUUUACUGCACGUGUUUUGGGAAGUUUGCUUGAGUUCUCACGAACCAACUCAAGAAGGAUUACAUGCAUAGAGUAAAUUCGGUUCAGGGGAAAAGAAAUCUGAAUUAAAGCGUAAUUAUUAAGCAUCAUGGCUAUUUUGAUUUGAGCGUGGCAGUGCAGUAGCAUCACCUGUGUGUUCCUCUUUCAGUUUCUUUAAGUGUUUGAUGUUAAUGCCGCUGGUGCGUGUUGCAGUUGGUGCAGCGGUGCGAGCGGGCACCCGUAAUUGGGUCCGGUGUGUUUCGGGUGGGGCAUCGAGUCCGAGCCUUUCGAUAUGGCGGCGGAAGAAGGAGAUUGGCAAAGAAGGGCUGCUCGUGGCCAAAGAGCUCAAGAGGCUUCGGUCCGACCCGGUCCGCCUCGACCGCUACAUCCGGUCCAGCGUCUCCCGCUUGCUCAAGUCCGACCUAGUGGCCGUCCUCGCCGAGUUCCAGAGACAGAACCAAGUCUUCCUCUGUAUCAAGUUGUAUGAAAUAGUCCGGAAAGAAAUAUGGUACAGGCCGGACAUGUUUUUUUACAGGGACAUGCUGAUGAUGCUUGCACGAAACAGAAGGGUGGAAGAAGCUAAGAGAGUUUGGGCUGAUUUGAAAGAGGAACAAGUUUUAUUUGAUCAGCAUACAUUUGGGGAUAUUAUCAGAGCUUUUCUGGAUAACGGGUUGCCCUCAGAGGCAAUGGAGAUAUAUGAAGAAAUGAGACAGUCUCCUGAGCCUCCUCUUUCAUUGCCUUUUCGUGUGAUACUGAAAGGGCUCAUUCCUUACCCAGAAUUAAGAGAGAAAGUAAAACGUGACUUCUUAGAAAUUUUCCCAGAUAUGAUCAUCUACGACCCUCCGGAGGACUUGUUUGAAGAUAAUUAGCAGGAAAACGAUGGAGAUAAUAAUAUUAUUGCUUAUUUCAUAAUUAAGUCAAUUUAUCCACAGUGAGAUGUGCAUUUUAUAUGUUCUAAACUAAUUUUUUUAUCCCAUAUAUCUUACUUAAUCAAUGUUAUUUAUCCAUAGUUUGUAUUAUCCUUCA
Vigna unguiculata (cowpea) is the source of this 1065-nucleotide messenger RNA. RefSeq names its product Pentatricopeptide repeat (PPR) superfamily protein. Gene Ontology annotation, molecular function: protein binding. Lineage: Eukaryota; Viridiplantae; Streptophyta; Magnoliopsida; Fabales; Fabaceae. The record is from RefSeq and is a predicted model, not a curated record.